This is a messenger RNA of Toxorhynchites rutilus septentrionalis, 1439 nucleotides long. RefSeq names its product pentatricopeptide repeat-containing protein 2, mitochondrial-like. Gene Ontology annotation, cellular component: mitochondrion. Gene Ontology annotation, molecular function: RNA binding. NCBI's taxonomy places the organism in Eukaryota, Metazoa, Arthropoda, Insecta, Diptera, Culicidae. Gene Ontology annotation, biological process: mitochondrion organization; regulation of mRNA processing; multicellular organism development. The record is from RefSeq and is a predicted model, not a curated record. The coding region runs from base 139 to 1308 and encodes 389 amino acids. The transcript has 5 exons.
CAAAAUCACUCGCAAAUGACGCAACUGACAAACAGUGCACGUGUGUGAGGUUAAGUCAAAUCUGUUAUGUGAUUACGGAUCGUCGGCCUAGGAAACAAAAUUAAAUUUGGAAGCUCGACAUCUGGUCCGAUUGCAAGUAUGUUACGGAAAAGUUUGAUCUCGUUGUUGCGACAAGCAGACACAGUAAAAGCUCUCAAUGGACGAGGAUUGUACUCGGCAGCGGCACUAGGUAUGAAUGGAUACGAAAUGGUCCGCGAAAAAACAAAAACCCAGCAUAUGCACAAUGUGGACAACUUUAAACGCAAGAUGCAACAGUUUGUUGAAGGAUCCGCUACAAACAUGAUCUUCACCGAGGAUCUCAAAAAUAUUAUCCACUUGGUUGAGGACACCGCUGAGGAUAAGAAACUGUUGUUGGAUAUGAUUGAUAAAUAUAAUUCGCAAGCUCAGGAAUUGCGCUUCGGCAAUUACGUUUUCGGACCCGUGGUUAUGCGUGCACUGUAUUACUUGAAGGAUCCCACAUUAGCGUUGAAGCUGUUCAAGGAUGAGAAAUAUAACACGUUUUUUGGUCAACUAACAUCCUUCCAAAUACUGGGAGAUCUGUUGUACGAAAACGGCUUGUAUGCUGAAGUUCGAGAGGUGUUCGACAUUAUCAAAACUCGGCAGCUCCAAAGCGGUAACUAUCCGAAACAUAUGUUAACAUUAACUUUCGCAGCGUGCUACAAAGAAAACAGUGAUGAAUCCUAUCAAUAUGCAAUGAACUUGUGGAAGGAGCUUAAUGCAGUUGCGUAUGUACCGAUGAGGAAGGCCGCUGCCUUUGCAGCGGCGCUCGCUCUGAACCACAAACAGCCCGGCAUUGCAUUGGAAAUACUGGGAAGCGCUAAAGAGACCAACUAUGUUACAAUCAGACAAAUUAAGAUUCUAGCUUUACUGUCAUUGGAACGGUUGGAUGACUUGAUUCCUAGCUUCCGGGCAGUGCUCGAAAGUGGAGGACCCAUGGAGAAGAAACACUCCUUUUGUCGGGAGGUAAUUCAGCAGGUGGAAGAUGCACUCAAGGCAUCGAAAUCCGAUGUGCCUAAUGACCUGCCGCGAAUACUGGAAUUUAUUGAAUCGCACGGCCACGUUACCGAUAGUUCCUUGGAUCAGCUGAUAUGUCAAGAAGUCGUUACUAUCGCGCCGAAGAAGGAAAAUUUCAGUAACCUUGCCAAUAGCUAUAGGAGCCGUGGUGGAUCACAGGAUAUGAGAGAGUUCGCUCCCAACAGAGGGCAUCGGGUACGAUCUUCUCGUCCAGGAUUGGCCGAUAUGAAUUAACACACAUAAAUGGAAAAAAAUAUUUGAAUGGCGUCCGGUUUCAAAUAUAUUUUCCAAUCCUACACAACAGCGCAGUACCAAUCGGGGAUAAACGAUUCGUCACUUUGUCCCUUUUGAAUAUUAAACAAUAU